Molecule: messenger RNA, 2731 nt
Organism: Miniopterus natalensis
Lineage: Eukaryota; Metazoa; Chordata; Mammalia; Chiroptera; Miniopteridae
Source: RefSeq, a predicted model, not a curated record
CGGACCCUCCCCUUCCAUCACCUCGCGGUCUGGCGCGAACUCGCAGAUGUGGGGUGUCACCUGAAGGUUUGGAAUUUAUUUCGUGGACAUCCAAUAACUCCAACAUACACGGCAAACUUCCCACACCUUUGCCAACAGUGGCCAUUGUCAGCCAGUCAUUUAAUCUGCAGACAGCCCAGCCCAGCCCAGCCCAACCCAAUGGUUAAGGAAGUGACUGGAGGCCAGUAUGGCUGCAAGAGAAAGGGCAAAUGGAGCCUAGCGCGAGAUGAGCCUGAAGAGGUGGUGACAUCGGGCAAGAAAAGCGUAUAGCCCAGAGGCGGCCUCACACACACCUGCUCUUAUUAGCGCCAGCGUUCAUUCACAAGCACCCCAACUUCUUGCGCAGACCUGGGUAUCAAGAGAGCAGCCUAGGGCGCGCCGCAGAGGCGUGUCCUCCGCAGGCCCCGCCCCUCGCGGCGUGCGCACGUCCGGCAGCCCUCGCGCUCGCUGUCUCGACUCCGGUGGCGGCGGCGACUGAGGGAGUUCCUGACGGACACGCGGAGGCUGCUGCGGACAGACAGACCGACGGACGGCCAAGCGGAUCCGAGGCUGAGUUUUUAUUACCAUCCCUACAGAUGAAGAAACUGAGACUCUGAGAGGAUAAGUAGCUGGUCCUAGGCCACCCAGUUGGUAUAUGGAAGAACCAGGGCUGUGCCUGACAAAAACCUAUGCUUUGACUACAUCCCUGUGCUGCCUCUCAGCCUGUGUGUGGCCAGUGGAUUCUCUCUUGGCUGGGCUCAGUUCAGGGCCAGUGGAGUAAGGGCAGCAAGAACCACAUUCGACAACAAUGUUAAUGGAGACCUCAGAUGGGGUAGAAGAGUCGGAGAAAAAGAGCUCCGGGGCCCCAGAAAGAGAAAACCACACCAGGAUGGCUGACCUCUCUGAGCUCCUGAAGGAAGGGACCAAGGAAGCACAUGACCGGGCAGAAAAUACCCAGUUUGUCAAGGACUUCUUGAAAGGCAACAUCAGGAAGGAGUUGUUUAAGCUGGCCACUACUGCACUUUACUUCACAUACUCAGCCCUCGAGGACGAAAUGGACCGCAACAAGGAUCAUCCAGCCUUCGCCCCCUUGUACUUCCCCAUGGAGCUGCACCGGAAGGAGGCACUGACCAAGGACAUGGAGUAUUUCUUUGGUGAGGACUGGGAGGAGCAGGUGCAGUGCUCUGAGGCCACCCGAAAGUAUGUGGAACGGAUCCACUACGUGGGGCAGAAUGAGCCGGAGCUUCUGGUGGCCCAUGCCUAUACCCGCUACAUGGGGGACCUCUCGGGGGGACAGGUGCUUAAGAAGGUGGCACAGCGGGCCCUAAAACUCCCCAGCACGGGGGAGGGGACCCAAUUCUACCUGUUUGAAAAUGUGGACAACGCGCAGCAGUUCAAGCAGUUCUACCGGGCCAGGAUGAACGCCCUGGACCUGAACCUGAAAACCAAAGAGAAGAUCGUGGAGGAGGCCAACAAGGCCUUUGAGUACAACAUGCAGAUAUUCAAUGAACUGGACCAGGCUGGCUCCUUGCUGGCCAAAGAGAUCCUGGCAGAUGGGCUCCCCGUGCACAAUGGGAAAGGAGAUGUUCGUAAAUGCCCCUAUUACGCAGCUAACCAGGACAAAGGCCUCAUCUUUAUCCAGCACACUACUCGAAGCAGACACUGAAGAAUGUAACGGCUCCAAGGAAAGGGUUCAUCUUCCAAUGUGAGGCCAGGAUGGCAAGAGCCCAACUCACCCCCGUCUCCCAUUCAUAGAGGAGCAAGGAUUGGUCAGUCCACCAGUUAACAGGAAAACAAGGAGAGCAGGGAGCUCCAGUCACACAGUCCUGGCCUUGACGGGUGAAUCACGGACCCUCCCUGAGCCCGUCUUCCUGGGGACCUGGGACCAGGACCCCUGCCUCCUGGCUGGCUGCGUGCGGAGCAGUGAUAAUGACAACACCUGGCACCUGCAGACGUGCUGGGCAGGGGAGGCGGCUUUAGGGUGAAAACACAUGUACUGGGGUCACGAAAAUGCUCCUGAAUUAGGCAGCGGUAAUGGCUGCACAUCUCUCUGACAGAACCACUAAACUGCGUGCACACUUUGAAAGGGUGAAUUGUAUGGCUUGUGAAUUACAUCUCAAAAAACCCCAAACCCAUCAGGUCUAGACAGUCCUCUGUAUGUAUGUGCAGAUAUAGAGAGAUGGCGAAGAGACACCCUGACCGAAACCUCGCCUCUGGGAUAUAGAAGCUUGACAGAGAGGCAAGGCUUUCCUUCGUUACGCUUUUAUUUAUUUUUAACGAGAAGGUAUUUGUAUAUUAUUUGCAUAAUUAAAAAUAAAAUUUUGAAAGAAUACUAUUGUAUGAUAGAUCAGUGGGGGGCAGCUUUGAUUCCUGGUGACACAAGGAAAAGGGACAGGGUCUCUGACUGUCAGUGCCCGAUUUCAGCUUCUCUCUCCUCUGGGUCUCCCCAUUUCCCAGAGAGGAGUCCAAAGUACAAGACCUCUGGGCCCUGGGAAGACCUCUGGCAUUCUGCUCUGCUCCCAACUAUUCAUCACUCACCACAGAGGACACUGUUGUUGAUCCAGGGCCAAAGCCAGGCCAAAUGGCAGCCUAGGGCAGCCCAGGCAGGUUCCUGGUGGGAGCUGGGAGGGUCUGGGUCCUUGUCAGCAGGAUAAGAUCCUCACAGGCUACAGCCACUGCUGCAGACUCGAUUCUGCAGCGUCAACUGUCCUGC